This is a messenger RNA of Sclerotinia sclerotiorum 1980 UF-70, 3498 nucleotides long. RefSeq lists its product as hypothetical. Gene Ontology annotation, molecular function: protein binding. Lineage: Eukaryota; Fungi; Ascomycota; Leotiomycetes; Helotiales; Sclerotiniaceae. The record is from RefSeq and is a predicted model, not a curated record. The coding region runs from base 1 to 3498 and encodes 1165 amino acids. The transcript is spliced from 4 exons.
AUGAGUUCGAAAGCGGCCAAUUAUAUUCAACUCCUGGACACGGCUCGCAGUGAAGGGAAUUGGGAUUCUGUGCCAGAACUUGUCAGAAAGAUUAGGAAACAUGCGCCUACCCGAAUAUGCCUCACGUUGACUGCAGAGACUGAAUAUGCCGUCACACAACACUAUCUUAAUAGAUCUACCUCUUCCACGCGACCUUCGACAGCGGGUUCUACAUCCUCGAGUCUCUCCAGAUAUAUACCACCACUCCAAGAAGCUAUAGCGAACGAGCGGCAACAUGUCGAGGAUGAUUUCCAGGCGCAGGUCUGUAUUGCUUGGAUACAUUGGCAUAUGGGAGAGCAUGAAUUGGCAGCUACGAGUUUACCCGAAAGUGUAGAAGCCGAGUUUUCGCAACUUGAUGGGACCAGCAAAGAAUCGAAUGAAUGGACGAAAGUGUGUGCACUCAAGGCAUCAUUUAUCAAGGGAGAUUCGCAACGAAGAAUUGGAAAUGUGUCAGAAGCAUUGGAAACGUUCGACUCCGCUUUGCCUAUACUUGGAAGCAUAUCAACUACAACACAAGCUAACGGCCGGAAGGAAUUGAUCGGUUGGAUUGAAGAGUUAUUGGCAGGAUUUUGCAUGCUAUCAAGUCAUGCUAUCAGAACAAAGAUAACCCCUAUACUCGAAACCGAGACGUUGUCAUCCUUCCGCGCUUGGUCUCGAUUUUGGGAAUGGGCUCCAACAAAGCCAGUAGGUCGCACACUGAAUGCUCAAGUCUCAAGGCGAGAAGUAUGGAGAGAAUACUAUAUCACAGUAUCCGAUCUACUCCAAAAACAACUACCGUUUCCUACUACCGCCCUUACCACCGCAUACCCUGACUUAUCAUUGAGAUCGGAGCAACGAGCGGAAUUAAAACGAGUGGAAGCACGCUACGAGGAAUUGUUAUUGAUCGAAGUACAGUUUCCGAAGGCGGAAGAGCCGAGUGAGGAAGUCGAAACAUUCGUGGAAUUAGUUAUGCAAAACUGGAGAGUUUUGUGUGGGAAUUCAUGGCAAGAACAUGAACUUGGCGAAGGGGGAGCAGAGGCACUUAGCAGAGGUGUUUUGGACAUCUUGUAUAAUGCCGCAACCAAGACAUUCCAUUCAACGCCAAUUUUACGACAUUUAUUCACUGUUCAUAUUGCAGUCGCGGAAUUUGAUUUAGCGUUCAAAGCAUUUGAUACCUAUUUGGAAAUUGUGAAGAGAGGGAAAGCCCGGGUAGAGAAAACAGGGGAAUUGGAACACGGUUUAGAUGACGAUGAAACAGUGUUGAAAACCGCUGCUGAGUGUAUCAGGGCACUAUGUCGAUAUGGCUCAAGAGAAGCCUCUGAGAAAGCGAAAGACCUCGGUCACUUUUUCGAGGAGUGGCUGACUAAACACCAUCCCCUCGAACAGCGGAAUGGAACCGAGCGGCUAAUCGAAAAUGGCACCUCGACAGCGUCAAGCACUCUUAUAUCGCCAAAAGUGUUUGCUAUUGCUUGGCGAUCAAUUGGAAUUGGCUAUUCACAAUGGGCACGAUUGACUUUCGAUGCAUCUUUGAGAGGGAAUAUUCAACUGAAGGCCAUAAAAUGCUUUCGGCGGGCUCUUCUUCCGGAGUAUGAGAGUACAGCAGAUGUAGAAACCCUUUUUGCGUUAGGCACAAUCCUUGCAGAGCGCAGAGAAAUAUCUACGGCGAUUGAAGUUGUGAAGGUCGGGCUUGCUCCCCUACGUCCCAGUUUACCAAAUGACAAUGGCUCAUCUGUUACGACCAAAUUUGCACGAGAAAGAUCUCUAAUACCCUUAUGGCACCUCAUGGCUUUACUUCUGAGUGCACGUCAAGAUUUCAUGACAGCAGUGAGAUCUUGUGAAGGGGUUUUUGACCAAUUUGGAGAACGAAAAAACCUGUAUGGUGAAUCUGAACUUGAUGGUUCAUUUAGAAGUGACCACCUGGAUUCUAACGAAAAGCCCAUGGAAGGAAAUCGAGGCUUGGUGGAUGAAAUGGAUGAUUUUGAAAAAGAAAAUCUCUUAGAGGUCAAGAUGACUCAAUUAUCCCUCAUAGAAGUCCUUGAGGGCUCUGAAGUCGCGGUCAACUGCAGCGAUGAACUUCUAAGCCUAUACACAAGACUAUUCGGCGACCCUUCCAAGGAAGUUGUUCCUACAAUAGUUCAACCUGUUGCGUUGGUACCUCCAAAAACCUAUGCAGGAACUAUUAGGACUAUGAAAGGAAGUAUAUUUGGACGAUCUCUAAAUAGGUCAGCGCGAAAAGAUAUGUUGGCUUCAAUAGAACCGAGCACAAUUUCUCAAAGACCAAGUACCGCGCAUACCAUGGUCCACAAGGCACCGACUAUUCAGGUGACUCAUGAGAAUGGUACUGCCGGAAGACAACAACGUCGACGUUCUGUAGACCAUGAAAAGCUGCACAAAAAGGCAAAUCUCAGAAAUACUUCUCAAGGGCCAGAUAGAAGCGCAAGUGUAGGGAGAACACAGACCGACGGGGUUGCGACGGAAAUAGAUGCGCAAAAUCGGGAAAUUAGUUUUGAAGAGAGCUCAAAACCAUUACCUCCAGCCUCACAGCAAAUGGACCAAAAAGAACCGGCUCUCAAAGCAACAAAUCUUAAUCAUGUCGUGGUUCAAGAUAAUCGUCUCCCAAUUACUCCACAUUCAUUAUUACCAAGUCCCACGACACGAUUCUCCAAAGAUUCUGAGAGGCGACGAAGAAUAUCAACAUUAGUCCGAGUAUGGUUAUUGAUUGCUGGUUUCUAUCGACGAGCAACCAUGUACGAAGAUGCGAAAGGUGCAAUUGAAGAAGCGCAUAAGUUGGUUAAUGGGUUGGAGACAGAUAUUGUCAAUGACCCUACCGGGUUGGCAUCGUUUGAUCAUCCUGGCUGGGGAGGUGGGAAAAGUGUGGAUGAAUUAUGGGGUGAUGUUUUCUCCGAGCGUGGUUAUCUUUUUGUCGAUCAAUCUUCUCCAUAUACGGCACUUGAAAACUUCGAGGCUGCUUUGAGCCACUCGGCAGAUCACCCUGCUGCGAUUGUUGGACUGUCCGAUCUUCUGCUAGACAUAUAUACGGAAGAUGUUCUGCCACAACCGACCAUACCACCUCUUGUUCUUCCCACAGUCUCUGCUAGUACUCCCUCAACCUCGAUCUUCAAUACCUCAGGUCAAUCCAAACCACAUCAGUCAACACAUCCUGACUCGACUACAGGACCUCUUGGUCUUCCACUUCCUGUUUCCCUCAAACGAGAUAUUCUCACUGCUCCAGAGAAGAAUGAAGCUGCCCAACUUGAUAGACUCGCAGCUCGCGACCGUGCCUAUGGACUUUUAUCCGGCCUAACAAAAUUAGGUUCAGGUUGGAAUUAUUCAGAAGCAUGGUAUUCAUUAGCCAGAGCUUAUGAACUAGGAGGACAGAAAGAUAAAGCGAGAGAUGUGCUUUGGUGGUGUGUGGAAUUGGAGGAAGGACGAGGAUUGAGAGGUUGGAGUGUGGCAAGUAGUGGUGGUUAUGUUCUCUAA